Molecule: messenger RNA, 3327 nt
Organism: Chanos chanos (milkfish)
Lineage: Eukaryota; Metazoa; Chordata; Actinopteri; Gonorynchiformes; Chanidae
Product: sodium/potassium-transporting ATPase subunit alpha-1
Exons: 22
Coding region: 94-3168 (1024 amino acids)
Biological process (GO): proton transmembrane transport; potassium ion import across plasma membrane; sodium ion export across plasma membrane
Cellular component (GO): plasma membrane
Molecular function (GO): ATP hydrolysis activity; P-type sodium:potassium-exchanging transporter activity; ATP binding
Source: RefSeq, a predicted model, not a curated record
UUGAUGUGCCUCCAGACCAAGUUACCAGAGGACUGAAAAAGGGGGAAUUAUCAUUUACCGCCGAACUUUGGAUAACAAGCACGACCCAGGAAAAUGGGGCUUGGAACGGGUAAUGACAAAUACAAGCUGGCAGCAACCUCUGAAGAUGGAGACAAAAAGAAGAAAAAAGGGAAAAAGGGGGAGAAAGAUAUGGAUGACCUUAAGAAGGAAGUCGAUAUAGAUGACCACAAGUUGACCUUGGAUGAGCUUCAUCGCAAGUAUGGAACAGAUCUUACCAGGGGUCUGUCCUCAUCUCGUGCAAAGGAGGUCCUGGCUCGUGAUGGACCCAAUGCUCUGACCCCUCCUCCAACGACCCCUGAAUGGGUCAAGUUCUGCAGACAGCUCUUUGGUGGAUUCUCCACACUGCUGUGGAUUGGAGCCAUCCUUUGUUUCCUGGCUUAUGGAAUUCAGGCUGCCUCAGAAGAUGAACCAGCAAAUGACAACUUGUACCUUGGUAUUGUGCUAUCUGCUGUUGUGAUGAUCACUGGGUGCUUCUCAUACUAUCAAGAGGCUAAGAGUUCAAAGAUCAUGGAGUCCUUCAAGAACUUGGUUCCUCAGCAAGCCCUUGUUAUCCGUGAUGGUGAGAAGAAGAGCCUCAAUGCUGAAGAAGUGGUAGCUGGAGAUCUAGUGGAGGUUAAGGGCGGAGACAGAAUUCCUGCUGAUCUGCGUAUUAUUUCUGCACAUGGAUGCAAGGUGGACAAUUCCUCCCUCACUGGAGAAUCUGAGCCCCAGACCCGUAGUCCUGAUUUCUCCAAUGACAAUCCCCUGGAGACCAGGAACAUUGCAUUCUUUUCCACAAACUGUGUUGAAGGAACUGCUAGAGGAAUUGUCAUCAACACUGGUGAUCGCACUGUCAUGGGUCGUAUUGCCACCCUUGCCUCAAGCCUUGAGGGAGGAAAAACACCAAUUGCUAUUGAGAUUGAGCAUUUCAUCCACAUCAUUACUGGAGUGGCCGUGUUCCUGGGUGUUUCCUUCUUCAUCCUCUCUCUCAUCCUUGGAUAUGGUUGGCUUGAGGCUGUCAUCUUCCUCAUUGGAAUCAUUGUUGCCAAUGUGCCUGAAGGUCUCCUGGCCACUGUCACUGUAUGUUUGACCUUGACUGCCAAGCGUAUGGCCAAGAAGAACUGCCUGGUUAAGAAUCUUGAAGCUGUGGAGACCCUUGGUUCCACAUCCACCAUCUGCUCUGACAAGACUGGUACCCUGACACAGAACCGUAUGACAGUGGCCCACAUGUGGUUUGACAAUCAAAUCCAUGAGGCUGACACAACAGAGAAUCAGAGUGGAACCUCUUUUGACAAGAGCUCUGCAACUUGGACUUCCCUUGCUCGAAUUGCUGGACUGUGCAACCGAGCUGUCUUCCUUGCUGAUCAAGAGAAUGUACCUAUACUUAAGAGGGAAACAGCUGGUGAUGCUUCAGAGUCUGCCCUGCUUAAGUGUAUUGAGCUCUGCUGUGGUUCAGUGAAGGGCUUGAGAGAAACAUACCCAAAGAUUGCUGAGAUCCCUUUCAACUCAACCAACAAAUACCAGCUUUCUAUCCACAAGAACGCCUCCGCCUCAGAGACCAAGCACUUGCUGGUGAUGAAAGGAGCCCCAGAGAGAAUCCUGGAUCGAUGCUCAACCAUUUUGAUCCAGGGAAAAGAGCAGACCUUGGAUGAUGAGUUGAAAGAUGCAUUCCAGAAUGCCUAUGUAGAACUUGGAGGACUUGGUGAAAGAGUACUUGGUUUCUGCCAUUUCAACCUUCCGGAUGACCAGUUUCCCGAGGGUUUUCAGUUUGAUACUGACGAGGUUAAUUUCCCCACUGAGAAUCUCUGCUUUGUCGGCCUCAUGUCUAUGAUUGAUCCUCCUCGUGCUGCUGUGCCUGAUGCCGUGGGCAAGUGCAGAAGCGCUGGAAUUAAGGUCAUCAUGGUUACUGGUGACCAUCCUAUCACAGCCAAGGCCAUCGCCAAGGGUGUGGGUAUCAUUUCUGAGGGCAAUGAGACUGUGGAAGACAUUGCUGCUCGCUUGAACAUUCCUGUUGGUGAAGUGAACCCCAGAGAUGCUAAAGCCUGUGUAGUCCAUGGUGGGGAGUUGAAGGAUAUGACCUCAGAGCAGCUUGAUGACAUCCUGAAACACCACACUGAGAUUGUAUUUGCUAGAACUUCCCCUCAACAGAAGCUGAUCAUUGUCGAAGGAUGCCAACGACAGGGCGCCAUUGUGGCUGUGACUGGUGAUGGUGUCAAUGAUUCUCCUGCUCUGAAGAAGGCUGACAUCGGUGUAGCUAUGGGUAUUGCUGGAUCUGAUGUCUCCAAGCAGGCUGCUGAUAUGAUUCUUCUGGAUGACAACUUUGCCUCCAUUGUUACUGGUGUGGAAGAAGGUCGUCUGAUCUUUGACAACUUGAAGAAAUCUAUUGCCUACACCCUGACCAGUAACAUUCCAGAGAUUUCACCUUUCCUCCUCUUCAUCAUCGCCAACAUUCCUCUACCUCUGGGCACAGUCACCAUCCUUUGUAUUGAUCUGGGCACUGACAUGGUUCCUGCUAUCUCCUUGGCUUAUGAAGCUGCUGAGAGUGACAUCAUGAAGAGACAGCCAAGAAAUCCCAAAUUAGACAAGCUGGUGAAUGAAAGGCUAAUUAGUGUGGCCUAUGGUCAAAUUGGAAUGAUGCAAGCCACAGCAGGAUUCUUCACAUACUUUGUGAUUCUUGCUGAGAAUGGUUUUCUACCAUCAGACUUGAUAGGACUUCGGGUCAGUUGGGAUGACAAGUAUCUCAAUGACCUGGAGGACAGCUAUGGUCAGCAGUGGACAUAUGAAAGCAGAAAGAUUAUAGAGUACACAUGCCAUACUUCGUUCUUUGCCAGUAUUGUGAUUGUACAGUGGGCUGACUUGAUCAUCUGUAAGACCAGGAGGAACUCUAUCCUACAUCAAGGAAUGAAGAACAAAAUCCUUAUAUUUGGACUGUUUGAGGAGACAGCUCUGGCUGCUUUCCUGUCCUACUGUCCAGGCAUGGAUGUAGCUCUCAGAAUGUUUCCACUCAAGCCUUGCUGGUGGUUCUGUGCAUUCCCUUACUCACUCCUAAUCUUCCUCUAUGAUGAGGCAAGAAGAUAUAUCCUCCGGCGCAACCCUGGAGGCUGGGUGGAAAAGGAGACAUAUUAUUAGAGACGAACGAACCAGCUUCUGCCAACACAUACAUGGACACAACACUCAGCUGGGCAUCUCUCGGGAUGACGCGUUUUCUAUUGUAUUUAUGAAUUUAAGUGCACCAUGGCAGCUGAUAUGGGGCUUUGUGUGUUUUGAAGAAUUUAAAAUAAAAAAUGA